CCAUUACGUAGAAUUUCUUAGCCAUUACAGAAAUCUUUAAACCUAAAACCUAAAGGGGUCAAGAGGGAGAACCUCAAUUCCGGUGAUUACUACUCCAGCGCCGCCGCCGCUCUCGUCAUGAAUCGAGGUAGGUUUCCCGAUCUAUUAUCAAUUCGUGAAAUCAUCUAAUUCUAAGAUCCAUGCUAUUAUGAUCUAUGUUUACAUGUGGUAUUAGAGCCUUAGGUUUACAUGAAUAGAUGAUUUUUGCUUACGUAUUUUAUUUCCGCUGCAUCUGUGCGCCAAGCUCUGCGUAUGAGAGCCGUUUGCUUCGGCUGUAGGGUUUCAAUUAUGCUUGUCAAAUUCCAAUCUUGCUUUGUUAGGGUUUCAAUUCGGCUGUAGGGUUUCUAUUAUCGCCAUUCUUGCUUUGUCGUUUAUGUGGGUGCAAUUAUGCUUGUCAAAUUCCAUCAGUUGAAACAGAUCUUGCGCAGAGUUGUGAUUAUUGGCUUGAUGGUAAUUAUAUAUACUUGAUCAGUAGGUAAUUAUAUAUAUGAAGCCAAUAGAAAGCAACGAGGGGCAAAGAAUGAAUUGGAAUUUAAUCAGUAGGUUUGAUGAUUGAUCAGUUAAGUAAUUAUUAAAAAAAACCAUUAACGAAACAAGUUUUGUGUAUGUGUUUUGAGAAUUAUAAUUAACAAUUGCUUUGACUUGAGUUAAAUUAUAUCUUUUAUAUUUAUGUUAUGAUUAAUUUGUUAGUCAUCAAAGUGGCCAAAUUAGAAGGUUUAUAGAUAUCAAGUUGAAUCAAGUUCAACUACUAAUGUUUAUGUGAUGCUUUAAAGUUGAAGUUCGUGAUUAUAAAAUAUUUUCGAAUCGCCCAAAGGUUGAUUGCUCGUUUUAUAAUUCAUGAACAUUAUUGUGGUAAAUAGAUGUGCUUGGUUAGAUAUAUUUAGUAUAUCCAAAGAUUGCAAGUAUAUCUAAUUUGAGUAUGUCUAUCACCAAUUAUAUGAUUAUUUUGAGCAUCAAUUACGAUUAUUUAUCGCAUAUAUAUUGUUGUUUUGCCCAAAGGUAGCACCAAUAUAUGUUUUAUGUUUACGUUUCCGAAUCUGUAUUAUAGUUUAUGCUUAUUACCCAAAGCAUUAAUGUGUGAGUACAUGUUAUAUAUGUUUGCAGCAUCUGUUCCUGUUUCUCUUCAUUCGCAAGCCACGUCUGUUGUUAAGUUUAAUGGCCUCAACUUCUCUGAAUGGGCUGAACAGGUUCAGUUUCACCUCGGUGUUCUGGAUCUUGAUUUGGCACUCUUAAGUGAGAAACCUGCUGCUCUUACUGAUGCUAGCAGUGCCGAGGAAAAGUCUUUCCAUAAAGCUUGGGAAAGAUCUAACAGACUAAGCCUAAUGUUUAUGCGAAUGACUGUAGCAAACAACAUUAAGUCAACUUUCAAUGAUACUGAAAGUGCUAAGGAAUUAUGAAUUCCGUGAAAGAAAGCUCUCAAUCUGAGUCUGCUGAUAAGUCGCUUGCUGGGACACUGAUGGGUAUGCUAACCACCAUGAAGUUUGAUGGUUCUCGUACCAUGCAUGAGCAUAUCGUCGAAAUGACAAACAAUGUAGCAAGACUAAAGACCAUGGGAAUGUAAGUGAAUGAAAAUUUCCUAGUAACGUUCAUCCUUAAUUCCUUACCUCCAGAGUAUGGCACAUUCCAUGUGCAUUACAAUACUCUAAAGGAUAAAUGUAAUGUGCAUGAGUUACAAAGCAUGCUCAUUCAAGAGGAAGCAAAGUUUAAGAAACCAGGAAAUCAUUCUGCCAAUCUUGUUGGUCAUAAAGGAGCUGGAAAGAAACCAUGGAACAAAAAUGGGAAGGGCAAGGAAGGAAUAUCAAAGAUUAAUGAGUCAUCUGCCAAAAUCCACAAGAAGGAACCAAGUAAGCAUAUAUGUCGCUUCUGUAAGAAAGCCAGACAUUAUCAGAAAGAUUGCUUGAAAAUAAAGGCAUGGUUCGAAAGAAAGGGUAAGCCUAGUGCUUCAGUAUGUUUCGAAUCAAAUUUAACUGAGGUUCCUUAUAAUACUUGGUGGGUUGACACUGGUUGUACCAUUCAUGUUUCCAAAACGAUGCAGGGAUUCCUUACGACCCAAACCAUAAGGCAAAAUGAGAAGUUCAUCUAUAUGGGACUUAUCGUUUGGUUUUAGAUACUGGUCAUCAUUUGGACCUUGUCAAUACCCUGUAUGCUCCUUCUAUUUCUCGUAAUUUGGUUUCGGUGUCUCAACUAGAUAAGGCUGGGUAUUUUUGGAACAUUGUAAAUGGUUCUAUUAGUUUGUUCAAACAAAAUGUUUUAUUGGGUUCUGGUACCCUUGUUGAUGGUUUGUACAAACUAAAGCUUGAUACCCUAUUCGCUGAGACUCUCUUAACCUUGCAUCAUAAUGUUGGUAUUAAACGUGGUUUGUUUGAUGAAUCCUCUGCUUGUGGCAUAACUUGGGUCACAUAUCCAAAGAAAGAAUGGAAAGGCUAGUAAAGAAUGAAAUCCUUCCUCAUUUUGAUUUUACUGACCUUGGAAUUUGUGUUGAGUGUAUUAAAGGAAAACACACAAAACACACACUUAAGAAAGCAGCCACAAGAAGCUCACAGCUCCUUGAAAUUAUACACACUGAUAUUUGUGGGCCUUUUGAUGUUCCAUCACUUGGUGGAGAAAAGUAUUUCAUUACCUUUAUCGAUGAUUUUUCACGUUAUGGAUAUAUCUAUUUGCUGCAUGAAAAAUCUCAGUCGGUAGAUACCCUUGAGGUGUUCAUCAAUGAAGUUGAGAGGCAAUUAGAAAGAAAGGUGAAAAUUGUCAGAUCUGAUAGAGGUGGAGAAUAUUAUGGAAAAUAUGAUGAAAGUGGACAGUGCCCUGGUCCAUUUGCUAAGUUCCUAGAAAGACGUGGUAUUUGUGCUCAAUACACUAUGCCAGGAACACCGCAACAAAAUGGUGUUACAGAAAGGCGGAAUCAUACUUUAAUGGAUAUGGUUAGGAGUAUGUUAAGCAACUCAUCCUUACCCAAAUCAUUGUGGAUGCACGCUUUAAGGACCGCUGUGUAUUUGUUAAACAGGGUUCCUAGUAAAGCAGUUCCUAAGAC
Messenger RNA from Linum trigynum, 3067 nucleotides. NCBI's taxonomy places the organism in Eukaryota, Viridiplantae, Streptophyta, Magnoliopsida, Malpighiales, Linaceae. The record is from the annotation of a GenBank genome assembly.